This is a messenger RNA of Ceutorhynchus assimilis (cabbage seed weevil), 1023 nucleotides long. NCBI's taxonomy places the organism in Eukaryota, Metazoa, Arthropoda, Insecta, Coleoptera, Curculionidae. The record is from the annotation of a GenBank genome assembly.
AUGCACAAAAGCAUUAUUGUCGGGUUGUUGUUAUAUUGGUUUAGUGAGUUCCAGUACUCAAAUUCAUCAGAAUCAAUAGUACUGUCGAACCUAGACACGCAAUGUCUGAGAUGUAUUUGUCACGCGGCUACAGAGUGCGACUUGGCCAGAACCUGCAUCCAGGGAUACUGCGGCCCAUUUAAAAUCAGCCAUAUUUACUGGAUCGAUGCUGGCAAAGUGAUAUUACCCGGAGACGAUAUCGAAAGACCUACUGCCUACGAAGAUUGCAUGUUGUCGUUCAACUGCUCAAUGCAAAUUGUGACCAAUUACAUGAGCAAAUUCGGCAGGGAUUGCAAUGGGGAUGGAGUUACAGAUUGCAGAGAUUACAUGAUGGUACAUUUCAAUGGGGGAGGGCAUUGCGAGUUGGAUUUGAACAGGAAGGAGACUGGAAGAGAAGUACUGAGGAAGUACCACAUGUGCGAUCCAAAUCCAAAGUAUAUUACGCAAUAAAAACCCUUAAGAAAUAUUGUUUUAUUAAUUUCGGACAAUCAUCGUCACUAAAUUGCUAUUGAAACUUUAACAUUGUUAUUUAACUCUACCAGGCAUUAAAUCUAUUAUUAUAUUAUGCAAUUGAACAUUUUGAAGUACCAAAGUGUUAAUAAUUACCAGUGUUGCCAACUGCGAAUCAACUAUUAUAGUAUAGAACGCUAUAAAAUUAAAGUACAUUUGUACAAAUUAUAGUAUCCUGCAGGAGACAGAUGAUCAUCAAUUGUAGUGGGACACACAGAGAUCGAACUAUUAUGAAAUUUUCUGGACAAAACGAGAAAAGUCAAGGGCGUAUCAUACUAAAAUUUCAAAUUUUUCAAAUAAAAAAUAACCCCAUUGGAAAUUAAUGAAAAUCAAUUAAAUUAGGCAUUAAUGCACCAUCUUAUUAUUUUAUUUUUUUUCUGGAAAACUAUUCAAAGGAAAAUUAUGAAAUUUUCUGGACAAAACGAAAAGAGUCAGGAGCGUAUCAUAGUAAAAUUUCAAAGUUUUCCAGUUUAA